This is a messenger RNA of Ananas comosus (pineapple), 1271 nucleotides long. RefSeq lists its product as uncharacterized. The record is from RefSeq and is a predicted model, not a curated record. Lineage: Eukaryota; Viridiplantae; Streptophyta; Magnoliopsida; Poales; Bromeliaceae. The transcript is spliced from 3 exons. The coding region runs from base 306 to 1022 and encodes 238 amino acids.
GGUCUCCCCUCCAUUCUCGCGCUGUUCGGUUUGAGCCCCAAAUUCUUUUUCGCCAGGAAUUUUUCUUUUCCUCUUACCGAAUCCUUUUUGCUUUUUUGGUUUUUCUCGAUCUUCUUCUUCUUCAUCUUCUUCUCCGGAUCUGGGUCCCAGAUCUAAAAAGUAAAAGAUCAAACAAGAUUAGGGAUCUGGGGAACACGGCGCGAUAGUAGAAGAACAACAGCUUUCGUUAUUAGGGUUCUUGGGAUCUCUCUCCGCUCCAGCACAGUUGCGGUAGCAGUAGCAGUAGUGGUGGUGGUGGUGCUCAAAUGGCGAUGGGUGGUGGUGGUGGUGGUGGUGGUGGGGGUGGGGGGUUGAGCGCGGAGGAGGCGUCGACGAUGGGUGGGAUCGCGACGGUGUCGCUGCUGCACUCCUUCAUCCCCACGCACUGGCUCCCCUUCUCCAUUGUCGGCCGCGCCCAGAACUGGUCCCUCUCCACCACCCUCCUCAUCACUGCAUUUGGAGGUGUCUUGCAUGUGGUUUCGACCUCUCUUCUUGGCAUCACAGCAGUAACUAUGGCUAACACUAUUGCAGGCGAGGAGACAGUGCAUAAACUUGCUUCCCUUUUGCUCAUAUUUCUAGGAGCAAGCUAUAUUGUAUUAUUUGCUCUGGGGAAGGGAGGGCAUAGUCAUGCACACAACCAUCCGAUGGAGAAGAUGGCUGUGGCUGGGCUGGUACUUGUACCUGCAUUAUCUCCAUGCGCAACAACCCUUCCUGUGUUUCUUGCGGUCGGUAACUCGUCCUCCAUGAUGAUUCUCGCCAUCAUCGUGCUACUAUUCAGUACAAUCACGGUGAUGACCUCUCUGGUGGCUCUAUCAUACUACGGCGCGAGCCAAAUCAAGUUUCACUGGGUAGAACGGUAUGAUAAGCUUCUUGUCGGCUCGGUGCUUUGCCUGGUCGGUACCCUAACCUACAUUUUCCACCACCACGACGGCGACGAGCACUCUGCUGAAGGGCAUCUUCACAGAAAACUUACAGGCCUGUGAAAAUCAUCUGAUUGUUACUCUGCAAAUGUAUUCUUUGUUGUUCUUUUGUUUCGGUAACAUGUGAAAAGAGUCCAGUAUGAAUGAAGAUAGCGGAACUCUGUCUCUCUCUCUCUCUCUCUCUCUCUCUCUAUAUAUAUAUAUAUAAUUUUUUAUGAUGUUGAUUACAAUGCUUGUACUAUGUAGUUAUAUUGAGUCGAGCUAGAAUAUUAUCGGUAGUAAAUGGAUUUCGUUGAGAACAAUUUAUUUCGA